Molecule: messenger RNA, 849 nt
Organism: Punica granatum (pomegranate)
Lineage: Eukaryota; Viridiplantae; Streptophyta; Magnoliopsida; Myrtales; Lythraceae
Source: RefSeq, a predicted model, not a curated record
AUGGCAAGGCGGCCAAGCAAGCCGAAGAAGGAGAAGAUCAUCGCCCAGCCUUACUUCUUCAAGAUCUUGAUCGGUGACUUCACCACCAAACUCAGGGUGCCGCCGGCAUUUGUGAAGAACUUCAAAGAAAUCCUCCCCACCAAAGUUCGCCUGGAAUAUGACUACGUGGGACGUCCACUAUUAUGGAAUGUGAAGAUGAAGAAGAAUAAGAGUGAAUGUUACGUCACGGGUGGAUGGCAGAAGAUCGUGAGAGACUUGGAUUUGAGGGUGGGAGACUUCUUGGUUUUCAGGCUUGUGAAUGAGGAAACCCUCGAAGUCGUCGUGUUCGACCGGACUUGCUGCGAGAAAAAGAUCAAUAUCGAAACAAAGCAAGACAGAGAAUUAGGAGAUAAUCGCAAAGGGAAGGUCGAGGAGGAAGAAGAAGAAGAAGAAGAAAGUAGUGAAAGUCAUGGUGGGGAUUCCGAUGAGGAAGAAGAAGGGAGAGGGGACGAUGGUUGUGCUCCAGCUAGUCCUUUGUCGUCGUCAAAUAAACAUUAUAUCGUUCAUGAGAAGCGGCUCGUUAAGCAUGAGAUGCUUUACUACAUUCUACCACCAAAAGUUGCUAAUGAGGCGGAGCAAUGGACCAAGAAGAGCGCUCUGAUCAAAGGCACCGAUGGCAGGAAAUGGCGUGUAGUGAUAAAAGUGAGAACCAAGGGUUAUUGUAGACUCGACUUUUCAACAGGGUGGAGAAAAUUCAUCAGGGACAAUAACGUCUGCCCCGGAGAUACUGUUCGUCUUGUGUUUAAGGGAGGAAGGGAUAAUCUAGUCGAGGCUCAAGUGCCUAGUAGGGUUUCUAGAUCAGCAAAUUAG